UGCUGCCGCCCGCUAGCUGCUUCCCCGCUCGCGAGCUCCAGCCAGAUCCAGAGACCCGGCGCCCGGCGGCGCGGGGGGUGGCGAUGAAGCAGCCGAGGGGCCGGCAGGAGCCGCGCCGGAUGGGCAACGCCGCCAUGGUCGUCACCAUGCUCGUCUCCCUCUGCGUCCUCACCUACAUCAAGGCGCGAUACUGCUCCAACCCCUUCCCCAAGCCGGCGGAGGAGCUGGAGGUGGCGGAGGUGGACGAGGACUACGACAGCACGAGGUACAAGCUGGAGGGCCCGAUCGGGGAGGAGGACUUCGACCCCAGCCGCCCGACCUGCUACAACACGAGCAAGCGCUCGGAGCGGUGCGCGGCGGUGGGGGACAUCCGCGUCGACGGCAACCACUCCAAGAUCUACAUCAGCCCGCUGGACCGCGAGUGGCGGACCAAGCCGUACGCGCGCCGGCACGACCCCGUCGCCAUGGACGACGUCCGCGAGUACACGCUCGUGCCCUUCGGCGGCGCCAACGACACCGCCGUGCCGCCGCUAUGCACCGUCAACCACUCCGUCCCGGCCUUCCUCUUCUCCAACGGCGGCUUCGCGGGGAAUCUCUACCACGACUACACCGACGUGCUGGUGCCGCUCUUCACCAGCACGCACCACUUCGGCGGCGAGGUCCGGUUCCUGCUCAGCGGGAUGAAGGACUGGUGGAACGACAAGUUCACGCCGCUGUUCCGGCAGCUGUCCAGGUACGAGGUCAUCGACGUCGACAAUGACCGGGAGGUCCACUGCUUCCCGCGGAUCGUCAUCGGCGCCACCUUCCACCGGGCCAUGGGCAUCGACCCCUCGCGGUCCCCGGGGGGCGUCACCGUCGCCGACUUCAAGCGCCUCCUCCGGCGCGCGUUCCGGCUGGAGCGCGCCGUGGCGUCGCGGUCGGGCGCGCCGCGCCGGGACCGGCCGCGCCUCCUCAUCAUCUCCCGCAAGAGCUCCCGGCGGUUCCUGAACGAGCGCGCCAUGGCGCACGCGGCGGCGCUGGCGCGCUUCGACGUGCGCAUCGCCGAGCCGGACAACCACACGGACAUGCCCAACUUCGCGCGGCUGGUGAACUCGGCGGACGUGAUGAUGGGGGUGCACGGCGCCGGGCUCACCAACAUGGUGUUCCUGCCCAGCCGCGCCGUGCUCAUCCAGGUGGUGCCCUUCGGGGGGCUCGAGUGGCUCACCAGGGUGACCUUCAAGGACCCGGCCAGGGACAUGGACGUCAACUACAUGGAGUACAACGUGUCGCUGGAGGAGAGCUCGCUGAGGGACCUCUACCCGGAGGACCAUUUCUACCUGAAGCACCCCUACGACGUGCACAAGAAGGGGUGGGACGCCAUCAAGACGGUCUACCUCGACAAGCAGAACGUCAGGCUCAAUCUCACCAGGUUCACCAAGACGCUCGAGCAGGCGCGCCAUCUCCUGCCCGAGCCCUGAUAGAUGAUCCUCCGAUCCUCAUGGAUGCCAUGCCAUAUGCCUUCAGAUUGGCCCGGCACCUGCAACUGCAAGUGGUAGAUAGGCUCACACCAUGUCUUGAAACUCUUUUUUGUUUUUGUUUUUUCUACUUAUUUCCUCUUCUCCUUUUUUUUUUCUUCUUUUCCCCUCUUGUGGCAAGAUUCAUUUCUUUCAUUGUUUUUUUUUCUUUUGGCAAAGGAGGAGAGGAAACAAAGCAAGGUCGUGUCAUAGACAAGAGAGAGUGUGUGUCUAAGGUUAAUUUACAUACACAAACACUGUAAAUUGAUUGAUUGUCGAUAAAUGCCAAGGCAAGAGAAAAGGUUAA
This is a messenger RNA of Panicum hallii, 1800 nucleotides long. RefSeq names its product protein O-linked-mannose beta-1,4-N-acetylglucosaminyltransferase 2-like. The coding region runs from base 84 to 1457 and encodes 457 amino acids. The record is from RefSeq and is a predicted model, not a curated record. Gene Ontology annotation, molecular function: glycosyltransferase activity. The transcript is spliced from 2 exons. NCBI's taxonomy places the organism in Eukaryota, Viridiplantae, Streptophyta, Magnoliopsida, Poales, Poaceae.